Molecule: messenger RNA, 6286 nt
Organism: Mirounga angustirostris (Northern elephant seal)
Lineage: Eukaryota; Metazoa; Chordata; Mammalia; Carnivora; Phocidae
Gene: ZIM2
Product: zinc finger imprinted 2
Exons: 5
Coding region: 250-1926 (558 amino acids)
Biological process (GO): regulation of DNA-templated transcription
Source: RefSeq, a predicted model, not a curated record
UUCUGUUUGUGUAUUUAGGCAUUUGUGUGAAAUGAAGUAACUGCUUUUGCUUCAAAUCUCCUCCACCCCAUUGUCCAGUGCUAACUGUGCAGGCCAUUUGUAAGUCUCUCUACAUAAUUUCUACAGGUCCUGGGUUUCUGUGUCUUUUUUUCAUACGAUACAACUCUGCCUACCAUCUUCCACAAAGUAUGUUCUGAAGCAGGCUGCCUUUUAAAGUAUCUCCAUCCUGUGAAGGGCCAAGCUGUAAAGAUGCUGCACAUGACAGAUUUUUUGGAUAUCUUGAAGAAUCCCCAGCUCUUCCGUCUACAUGAUCAAGAAGAGAAUCCAGAAACCAUCCGCAUAAGAAAUCCAGGGGCUCUGAAAGUUUCUCAUCAGAAGUUUAGGGAUUUUCAAUAUCUUUCAGUGACCGGGCCACACCAAGCUGUGAGCCAAAUCCAGGAGCUCUGCUGGCAAUGGCUGCAGCCGGAGACCCACACCAAGGAGCAGAUGAUGGAGCAACUGGUGCUGGAACAGUUUCUGAACACCCUACCAGAGGAGGUUCGGACCUGGGUGAGGUCAAAAAAGCCUAAGAACAGCAAGGAGGCAGGAACCCUGGUGGCCAGUUUGAUCCAAGCAUGUGAGGAGAAAGGUUUCCCUCCUCAGGACUUUGUCAUUGCAGAAGAGAGGAACACCGACGAACUCCAAAAGGACACAGAGAUGUCUGACAAUCCCUCAUCUGCUGGAUCCCAGGAGUUGGUGACUUUCAAGGAUGUGGUUGUGGACUUCACUCCGGAGGAAUUAACCUACCUUAGUGCUGCUCAGAGGAACCUCUACCGGGAGGUGAUGCUGGAGAAUUACAGGAACCUGGUCUCCUUAGGGUACCAGUUCCCUAAACCUGACAUUAUCUCACAGCUGGAAGAGGAAGAGUCACGUGUGAGGGAGGAAGACAGCAAUACAGAGAUAUGUCAAGAUGGGGAGAAAAGACCUAAAACCAAAGAUCUAACUCCAGAGCAAAGCCUGCCUGUGGAAGAGUCAUCCUUGGGGGCAGGAAUGGAGGAUCUGAUGGUAGGUAACUUCUGCAGUGUCUAUGUAGGAGAAUCUUCUCCUGAUGAUCCAUCAGAUUUGUACCAGGUCAACCAAGAGAAACCUUUGAGUCCUGUAACAAUGACUGAGCCCAAGACCCCCACUCAAGAAAGAAGCCAUGACCGUGAUGAUUUUGAGAGGAGCUCAUAUCUUACUAAGCAAUCAGAAGGGCUUCCAGGAAAGGAUCCCCAGGAAUGUGCUACUCCUGGAAUUUGCACCAGUCCCCAGCCGGUGGAUGACAAGCCUUUCCUCCAAGAGAACAGAUGUGGAUUUUGUGAAAGAACUUUUAUUACCCAGACAGCUCGUGAGAGACAUGAGCAGAUCCAUACUGGGAAGAAACCCUUUGAAUGUAAACGAUGUGGAGAAGCCUUCUACCUCAUGCCACACCUCACCAGACAUCAGAGGACUCACCGGAAUGGUGAGACGUCCUUUGGAUGCAACGAAGGUGGAAAGUCUUUCAUCCAGCAUGCAAAUAUCGGUGGCCGUGUAAGAAUUCAUAGGCAGGAAGACUACUAUGAAUGUUCCCAGUGUGGCAGAGCCUUUAUCCAGGAUGUGCAUCUUUUCCAACAUCUCAAAGCCCACGAGGCAGCAAAAGCCCUUCCCCCUAGGUUGCCCCGUGUUAAGACGUAUUUAAUUCGGUAUCAGCGGAAACAUGACUAUGUGGGAGAGAGAGCCUGUCAGUGUUGUGACUGUGGCAGAGCCUUCAGUCGGACUUCACAUCUCAUUCAGCACUACCGAAUUCAUGCUCAAGAGAGACCUUACCAGUGUCAGCUGUGUGGGAAGUGUUUCAGCCGACCCUCCCACCUCACCCGCCAUUAUCAGCUCCAUUCUCAAGAGAAACCUGAUGAGUGCAAUCAUUACUAAAAACCUCCAGUCAGAGAACAUUCUCAACAUCUUUGGCUUCAUCCUGGGGAGAGACCCUCUGAGUGCUCUGAAUGCGAGAAUACCUUCCUCCAGCUCUCACAACUUAAUGACUUGAAAACUCAUCAUGAUGUGAUAAAAAACAUGGCGAAUGGUUGCAAGGGUACAGACCAGCCUUUUGCAAAAGAAGAUCCAGCACACGUAUCAGUAGUCACACAGCUGAAAAUCCUUACAAAGAAUAUUUUUGUUGCAUAGGAAAGAAGUUAAUAGAUUUUGCCUUUCUUUUGGUGGUAUUCGUGGAAUGGAAAACUUUCAUUUUGACACCCUGACAAAAAUUUUGUGACUGGCCGUUGGACUUCAGACAGGCAGUCUGUUCCCAAGUUUUUCUAGGAGUGUUUACGUACAGUAUCUUCAUGUGGGAUGUGUCAACACAGAGCGUGGUAGAAAGAUUUUCAAGGUGUGCUUAUAUUGAUUCGUCCACAAGGCUGAUGUAACUGGCAAUGUGUUUACAUCACACCUCAUAAUUCACAAAACAUUGUCAUGUAUAUUAUUUUAUUUGAUCUUUUAAGGAAUGCUGCAGUGUACCUAGUGGGCAUAUUUAUUCUAUUUUUACAGGCAAGGCGAACUUGAAGCUCCCAAGUGGUUGGUUGAUCUGACCCAGGUUGUAAGUGAUGAAGUAGGAAAUGAACCCCGGCUUUGUUUUAUUUUGAGAUUUCAUGAGGUAUUUAUUUCAUAUCUUGAUGUUUGACCCUGGUUUUCUUUACUCCUGCCACUUCCUCUCUGAAGAAAAGGCAGUGCUCUACUGCCUUCAGCCAUCUUCCUCUGUAGUAGUCCCAGCACUGUUUCAUGUGAAAUCAGACAAGGACACCUACAGUAUUAGAGGUUCAGAAAGUUUUCUUAGGGUGAAGUAUGAUAGCCACUUCCCUUGAGAUUUAGGAUUAGAGGAUGACUUUCUGAGACUAAUUCAGGGAGGUGUAUUUUUGCUAAACACUUUCUUGUAAGUGUUCUUGUAGGUCAUAAAACGGUUACUAAUCAAGGAGAAUCUUUUUUGUAGUUUCCUGUGGUUGUCUGAGGGAUUAGGGUUUCUUGUUUCCCUUUUCCUUCCUUUAAAAAAAAUCCUGUUUGAGAACUUUCUUGGGCUGUGGCAUCAUUAGCACAGCGAACUUCACCUAAAAUCCUAAUUCUACACAGAACACACUUUGCUCUUUAAAGGUAUGAGCCCAGAGUUGCACAAAAAUCUCUUGAAUGCCAUAUUGCUAUAAUGUUAAAAGCUUUCCAUCACUGCCUUGAUUGGUGGUCAGAUACAGAGACACAUGGUAACCAGUUGGACCUGGAAUCCCAGAACCUGAUCCCUUGCCUGGUAGGGUGACUUGUUGCUGUUGUUAUUCACUGCCCUGCUUUUUCUCAUCAGCCCUUUUUAAGGUUGAUCUAUGAUGCGUGGCCCAGAGUCAUGAAAUUAAAAGCAAACAUUACUCGUCAGAACCUGAUGAGCCAAACGAAUGUUAGCCGCACAACCUCUCUUCAUUUCCAAAGUUCUUGAUGAAAUAGCCCUCACUGGCAGGCCCUAUUUUCUCAUGACAGUCUACUCUUCAACCUACUGUAAACUGGUUUCUGAUCCUGCCACCACUCCCACAAAGGAACAGGAUGUCAGUGCAUCUUAAUUGAUAGUGAUACUGAUUAGUCUUGAUGCCUUGAUUUAAAGUGCUGUCCACUGGGUUGUUCUUUAAAGUUACUAUUUAUUUCUCUUUGUAAUUAAUAAGUAUCCUACUGGAGAAAUUAUGAGACUGCAAGUACAGAUCUUCCUUGAUUUACGAUGAGGUUUUGUCCUGAUAAACCUAUCGUAAAUUGAAAAUAUUGUAAGCUGAAAGUGCAUUUAAUAUGCCUCACCUACUGAACAUCAUAGCUUGGCAUAUUCUACCUUAAAAGUGCUCAGAAUACUUACACUUGCCUAUAGUUGGGCAAAAUUAUCUAAUACAAAGCCUGUUUUAUCAUUGUGUUGAAUAUCUCAUGUAAUUUUUUGUUUGUUUGUUUAAGAUUUUUUUUUUUGAGACAGAAUGAGAGAGAGAGAGAGCACAUGAGAGGGGGGAGGGUCAGAGGGAGAAGCAGGCUCCCUGCCGAGCAGGGAGCCCGAUGCAGGACUCGAUCCCGGGACUCCAGGAUCAUGACCUAGCCGAAGGCAGUCGCUUAACCAACUGAGCCACCCAGGCGCCCUAUCUCAUGUAAUUUAUUGAAUACUAUACUGAAAGUGAAAAACAGAAUGACUGUAUGGGUACAUAAGGGUUCUAAGUGUAUUGGUUGUUUAUCUUGUGAUUACAAGGCUGACAGGGAGCUGGGGCUCGCUACCACUCGCUGCCACUGCCCAGUAUCAUGAGAGAGUCUUGUACCAUAUAUCAUUAGGUGCGGAAAAGAUAAAAAUUCAAAAUUUGAAGUACAGUUUCUACUGAAUGCAUUUGCUUUUGUAAAGUCAUUGUAAAGUCAAAAUAUCAUAUGUUGAACCAUCAUAAGUCAGGAACUGCCUGUAUCCAGUUUCUCCUCAAACUUUUACCCACUAAAUUUUAGCAUCUUGCAAAUAGAUCUCGCCUACAGCCAUUGUGGCUCUGUGGUAUUAUAAGGUGAAUUUCUAUUUCCCUCAUUCUUUCUACAUUUAGUAAUUAGAUUUCUCAUGUGAGGAAGUUACCCACCCUAUUUAUUUAUUCAGUAAUUUAUUUAUAUCAGUAUGAAUUCAUGGAUAUUUAUUUUAUUCUAUGGGCUGUAAUUAAAUACUAUUUAUUUUGUUCACAUUCUUCCAGUGUUGGCUGUUGGGAACCCUUUCAGGUUGGCUCCUGGGCCUUCUUAACAAGCUGCCAACCUUUUCUGAACACUUUUAACUUGCUACACCCUCCUUAAUUUCUCUCCCUUCCCCUCCAGGAAUUCCCUGUAUGACUUUUUGAUGGAUUCUACCUCCCAUCUUGUGAAAUCAGCUUCUUUCCCCAGGGCCAUCAGUUUACUCAGGCUCCUGUCAAUCUCAGUCAUUUCAUUUCUCCCCUCGCCAUUUUUGCUAAAUCUACAUUGUGAUUCACUUAAUACAUUUUUUCAAUUGUCUUCUCUCUGUUUUUUAAAUUUUAAUACAUCUACUUUAUUUUUUAAAAGAUUUUAUUUAUUUUUUUAUUUGAGAGAGAGCACGUGCCAGGGGAGAGGCAAAGGGAAAGGAAGAAGCAGGCUCUCUGCCAAGCAAGAAGCCUGACGUGGGGCUCGAUCCCAGGACUCUGGGAUCAUGACCUGAGCCGAAGGCAGACGCUUAACUGACUGAGCCACCCAGGCACCCCUUAAUACAUCUACUUUAGGAGGAAAAUUUUAAAUCACCUCAAACAAAGGGUUUUACCCGGGCCAUAAUCAGAUUUCCCUGAUAGCUGCUAAGAUGUCUUUUUACAAUUAGCUCAUUUGAAUCCAGAUUCAAACAUGGUCUACAAAUUGUAUUUGGUUGUCUGAUCUCUUGAGUCUUAAUCUAAAGCAGUCUCCUCUUACUUUUUUUAAUGCCUUGUGUGACCCCAAGGAUGAUGUAGAGAUACACCUCCUUCCUCUUCCCACCAAUUCCUAAUAUAUCUAACAGUUUUAGUACUCUUAUAUUCUGGUUUAAUUUUUAAUUUGAAGGCACUUAUUUUUAAAACUGUUUAUAUUGUGGUAAAAAGCACCACAUAACAUAAUAUUUGCCAUCUCAAACAUUUUUAAGUGUGCAGUUCAGUAGUGUUAAUUAUAGUCACAUUAUUGUUCAACAGAUCCCCAGGACUUUAUCAUCCUGCAAAACCAAAACUCUAUACCCAUUAAGUAGUAACUCCAUAUUUCUCCCUUUUCCCAGCCCUGGUGACCAUCAUUCUAGCACCUUUUUUCUGUAAAAGUUUUGUGUGAUUAUGCAAAUAAUACUGGAAGAAACUGUGCCAUUGUCCUGUGUGAUAUUCCCCAUUCUAAAUCUGUCUGCUUCCUGUAGUGUCUUAAGCUUGUUCCUCUCUCUCUGUUUUCUGUAAAUAGAAGUUAGUAUAUCAGAGACUUAGAUUCAUCUUCAGCUUCUUUGGCAAGAAUACCUUUUAGGUAGUUUUGUGUGCUUUACCAGCAUGAUAUGGUGUUGGCUUUUCCCAGGAGUCCAGCCUUUUAAAAUCACUCUCCAAGCCACUGCCCCAGUCACAGAUGAUGAGGUUUCCAAGCGUUCACCAUCUUUGGAUUAUACAUAGGCCAGCUGCUUUAGUUCCUUCUUCAUUACCUCUUCUAGAUUUCUCUACAUUCCUCCAUCACUCCAGUUUGGUCUUCAGACACUUGAAUUAAGAGAUGGUGGAGACUUCUUUUUUUUUUUUUUUAUUUUAAAGAUUUUAUUUAUUUAUUUGACAGAGAG